Molecule: messenger RNA, 1462 nt
Organism: Cygnus olor (mute swan)
Lineage: Eukaryota; Metazoa; Chordata; Aves; Anseriformes; Anatidae
Gene: BCL2A1
Product: BCL2 related protein A1
Exons: 2
Coding region: 160-684 (174 amino acids)
Biological process (GO): release of cytochrome c from mitochondria; extrinsic apoptotic signaling pathway in absence of ligand; intrinsic apoptotic signaling pathway in response to DNA damage
Cellular component (GO): mitochondrial outer membrane
Molecular function (GO): channel activity; protein homodimerization activity; protein heterodimerization activity
Source: RefSeq, a predicted model, not a curated record
ACACGAUCAUUAAGUGACUACACUUUUACAGGAACUUCCGUGGUAAAAUAAAAAAAAUUCCAUCUAAAACCGAAGAUACAAAGCCGUGUGCAUGUCUUGUGGCUGCUCAUUAUUGACCCUGAUUAAGAGCGGUGCACUGCUCUCUGAGCUUCAUACUAAAUGGAAACUGCUGAGUUCUAUUACGUUUAUUAUUUAGCUCAAGAUUAUCUGCAGUAUGUGCUUCAGGAAUCACAUCUUGGACCAGCCCAAACCAGAGUUGCUCAUGUCUUGCGAAACAUUGCAUCUUCGCUGCAAGAUCAAACAGAGGAGGCUCUCAGACCCUUCCUGGACAGGAUUGAUAUUACUUCUGUAGAUGUUGCCAAGAGAAUUUUCAAUGGUGUCAUGGAUGAAAAAUUUGCUGAUGGAAAUACUAAUUGGGGAAGAAUUAUGACCAUAUUUACUUUUGGGGGUCUUCUCACUAAGAAGCUUCAAGAACAUGGAGUUCAGCUCACUGGAGAGGAGAAGGAGCAGAUCUCUUAUUUCAUUACAGAGUACAUCAUAAACAACAAAGCCGAAUGGAUAGAUGCAAAUGGUGGCUGGGAAAAUGGCUUCCUAACAAAGUUUGAAAGAAGAUCACUACUGUCUUUCUCCAAAAUUACAGACAUAUUUGUAGCUCUUUUUUCCUUGUUCAGAGAGUACUACUGAAAUAAUGGACCUGCCAUUCAUGCACAAUCUAGAUAUUGCCACAAGCUUCAUUGCUAAGCUUUCCUCCAAGCAGUAUCAACUAGAAAAUAAUUUUACUGUUUUUUGUUAAUUUAUUUGUAUUUAUUUUGACUAAAUGCAAAGUUUAGCAUGCUCUCCUAAUUGCCAAACCUAAAGAAAAGACCCCUCUGAAGAGGAAUCGACACAGCAACAUGCAGCAAUGCAAGCCAACCUUUCCAGGCAGGACUGCUUCGAGAGAGAGAGAGAUCGUCCCCCACAUCCAGACAGUUCUUGGAAUCUCUGUUGCACCUCCAUGAAAGGACAUUGAUUUACUGAAAUACAAUCCAAUGGGUUAGGAAACAAACUUUAAUCUCAUUUGUUUUGUAAAUGAAUACUAUUGUAAUGCAUUUUUAUUGCAACAUUUGUAUAAGUAAAAGGAGGGGAUUCCUCUGAAGAAAAAGGAAAUGCAAAUUCCAGUGUAAAAGUGGGUACAAAUUACUGGCACAAAGCAAUCUUCAUAGUUAGAACAAAUAGUGGAAACUAUCAACUUGGACUUGUACACGCACUCACUGUUAAUGCAAGGGUAUGUGUUUCUUUGUUGCAUUUUUAAUUGCUCAUAUCUACAGUGACUGUUCCUUCAAAAUUUUGUAAUGUAGUCACCUGAACUUUUUUAAACUAGAUUUUUUUAAAUAGAGAAAUACAAAUUAUUUUAAAAUAAGAAAUUUGUGUAAAUACACUAAUAUUUUUGAAAAAUACAUUAAAAUCUGUAUUUUAAAGUCUU